AAAAGAGUUCUGCGGCUCGCAAGAGGCAAAUUCAUUCUUCACUGACAGGUAACAGCACGCUCCGAGAGGCCAAGAAACGCUCGGUAGUUUGGACUUUGGAGCAGCAUAUCCAUGGCGGGAGAGGAGGCCGGGAGGAGGGGGGUUCCCUCUCUCCUCAACCCGCCGUCCGCUUCCAGCGAAGGGCAGCAGGAACACAUCGCCUCUGAUGUCACUCAGCUCAUCGGGUGGACACCUCUGAUCGAGCUCAAGCGAAUUGCCGACAAGGAAGGGGUAGAUGCCCGGAUCGUCGGCAAGGUCGAGGCGUACCAGCCUCUCUGCUCCGUCAAGGAUCGCAGCGCUUUGAGAAUGAUUGAAGAUGCAGAGGAGAGGGGGUUGAUUUCACCCGGUGUGACGACACUUGUCGAGCCGACAAGCGGCAACUUAGGGUUAGGAUUAGUACUCAUUGCUCUUCGCAAAGGUUACAGGUUCGUUGCAGUUAUGCCAGGUCAAUACUCGCUCGAUAAGCAGAUCCUGUUGAGGUACAUGGGUGCAGAGUUGUAUUUAACAGAUCCAGCCCUUGGUUUCCCGGGCAUAGAUGCGAAGGUUGAGGAGCUCAAAAAAGAAUUGCCCAAUGUACAUGUUCUUGAUCAAUUCAAGAACAAAGCAAAUCCUGAAGCACAUAUUAGAUGGACUGGACCUGAGAUUUGGAAGGACACUGCUGGCAAGGUGGACAUAUUUGUAGCUGGUUCAGGCUCAGGAGGUACGGUGUCUGGUGUUGGGAAGUAUCUGAAGACGCAAAACCCCAGUAUCAAGAUCAUCUGUGUUGAGCCUGCAGAGAGUCCAGUUGUUUCAGGUGGCGAACCAGGCAAACACAAAAUCCAGGGAAUAGGACCAGGAUUUCUACCUGAAGUACUGGACACCACAGUUAUUGAUGAAGCUGUCACAGUGACCACUGAUGAAGCGAUGGUGCACGCUAGGAGGUUGGCCAGGGAAGAGGGUCUUCUUGUGGGCAUAUCUUCUGGAGCAAACUUGGCAGCUUGCUUGAAGGUCGCAUCAAGAGAAGAAAAUAAGGGGAAGAUGAUUGUCACCAUGUUUCCAAGUGGGGGCGAGAGAUACAUGAAUUCUGACCUUUUUGCUGCUGCUAGAGAGGAGUGUAUUGCCAUGACAUUUUGAUCCCACAUCCAGAAGAGGGCUAUGGACUAUUUUCCAUGUAACGGUCGGCAUGUGUUGCAUGUAGUUGAUAUUUGGUCAGACCACAAUGAAUUGCAUGAUUUUGUUAUGGAAUUUAUACUCAACGAAUAUGUAUGAAUUAACUGGAAGAGAAAUGGACAACAAACUAAUGUGUUCUAGGAUUAGUUAAAAAUUUAGUUUAUAUC
Messenger RNA from Sorghum bicolor (sorghum), 1355 nucleotides. Its product is annotated as cysteine synthase-like. The record is from RefSeq and is a predicted model, not a curated record. Gene Ontology annotation, molecular function: cysteine synthase activity. Lineage: Eukaryota; Viridiplantae; Streptophyta; Magnoliopsida; Poales; Poaceae. The transcript is spliced from 7 exons. Bases 112 to 1152 code for a protein of 346 amino acids. Gene Ontology annotation, cellular component: cytoplasm.